This is a messenger RNA of Syngnathoides biaculeatus (alligator pipefish), 3271 nucleotides long. It is a transcript of the gene sugt1, whose product is annotated as SGT1 homolog, MIS12 kinetochore complex assembly cochaperone. NCBI's taxonomy places the organism in Eukaryota, Metazoa, Chordata, Actinopteri, Syngnathiformes, Syngnathidae. Gene Ontology annotation, molecular function: protein-folding chaperone binding. Gene Ontology annotation, biological process: protein stabilization. The record is from RefSeq and is a predicted model, not a curated record. The transcript is spliced from 13 exons. Bases 136 to 1110 code for a protein of 324 amino acids.
AACCACGGUCAUUUUUUUCCUGACGUGUGAAAAAAAAAAGACCCACUUCCGGCUUCUAGCAAUUUCAUCGGAAGUCGCGUGACGUCACUCCGAAGUCCGCUGGCGAGAAUCUUCGACCCGAGUGGCAGCAAAGCAAUGGCGGCUCAGACUCGUUUCCCCGACAGCCUCAUCGACGAAGACCCGCAGAAAGCUCUCGAGGCGUUGAACGACGGCCUGCGAGGAGACUGUGGCAACGCUGAGUGGCUGUGUCAGCGUGCCUAUGCCUACAUACUUCUCAAAAACUACGGCUGUGCUGUCGAUGACGCCAAGAAAGCGCAGCAGCUGAAUCCGGGCCUUUCCCUCGCCUUCCUGCGAACCGGAAUAGCCGAGUACCACCUGAAGCAGUACGAGUCAGCCCGUGGCGCCUUCACUCGGGGACAGCAACUGGAUGUUUCUGACAAAUCGUUUGAGAUUUGGCUCAACCGAUGUGAGGAAAUGUUGGAUGAAAAGAUGCACAACGGCGGCGUUGACGCGCACUUACCAGUGGUGCCGCAUGUGAAACAUGACUGGUACCAAACAGAAUCCGAAGUCAUCAUCUCAGUUAUGGCAAGAAACGUUCCUAAGGACGGCGUGUCCGUCAACUUCAAGGAAAAAGAACUGUCGGCCUCGAUAAGGCUGGCGUCCGGGGAAAACUACAACCUCGAGCUCCGCCUUCUGCAUCCCAUCAUUCCACACCAAAGCAACUUCCGGAUCCUCACCACUAAGGUGGAGAUGAAGCUGAAGAAGAUGGACGCCAUCAGAUGGGAGAAGCUGGAGGGAGAGGGACAGGAAUCCAACGUCAAACACUUUGAUCCAAAUCAGCACCCGACGUCGUCCCACCACAGCCGCAAAUGGGACAAGAUGGUGGUGGACAUCAGCGAGGAGGAGAAAAAUGAGAAGUUGGAAGGCGACGCGGCGCUCAACCAGCUCUUCCAGCAAAUCUACGCCGACGGUUCGGACGAGAUCAGGCGCGCCAUGAACAAGUCUUUCACGGAGUCAAACGGUACCGUCCUGAGCACCAACUGGAAAGAUGUGGGCAAGAGAAAAGUGGAAGCCAGCCCACCCGAUGAUGUUGAGUGGAAGAAGAACUGAAGCCCCACCCCCACCCCACCCAACCGCCACUCAAUUUGACCCGACGGUUCUCUCGCUAACCCCGUCUUGAGUCCGGCGGGGGAUUUUGAAACUUCUGCAGAGCCGCCGCGGCGUUUCGCCUCCUGUCAGCUUUGCGGCUCAGCACUCUGCAGUUUGGAAGAGCAAACUGAUGACGCGUCGGUAGGUGAACGGGGAGGGGGGGGUGGCGGCUCUUGGUCAAUAUCGCUAUAAAGUGCCUUUGGUAAACGUUUGCACACAUUGAUGAAAAGUGUUCAUUUUCUCCUCCCCGCCUGUCCCAUGGCCUCCGUCAAUUUUGGCAUCUCCUCCGCGCGGCUCUGCUAAAUCCUGUGUAGUAAGCGCUUAAUAACAUUUAAAAAAAAAAAAAGACGCAUGUCAACAAAUUGGUGUGAAAAGCUUAAUUUAGUUUUGUACUUCAUUUCAAAAAGUGCAACCCACAAAGGUGCACGACGGACACGGAGAAUCUUUAAUUAUGAUGAUUGUCGCUCACAGCAACAAUUAGGAGAUAAAUUGCAUUUAUUUCUGAAGUCGAAAGGAGGCAAGAACCAAGAAGUGAACAUUGUAAUGUAUUGAGAUGAAUUUGCAGUUUUGCUACUCCCAAAACCUCCUUCAAUCAAAUGAGUCAUAUUGACGACGUAUAUGACCAUUUUGCGUGUCCCUGAAACUGCUGUCCAUCCUGUUAUUAUGGGAUGUUUGGGCUUGCUCAAAACUUUUUGUUGUUGUUGUUGUUGUGACUUUACUACUAGCGGCAUCGCUUGCGUCUUCAGUUGAGGCCCGAAGGAAAAUGUCCAGUUGACAUAAUGGCGAGCUGAACAUUUUCAGGCUUAACAUGUGCGCUCUGUCUUUGUGAAAUAUCGCACGAUAGAAAUUCUUAACUGUAUCGUGAUUCCCUGAGCUCAAAGUUGAAUUUGUUUGGUCACCGCGAUCGGAACGCCAAUCGCGUCGAUGUGAAAUUUGCCUUCCCCGUCGGAACAAAUUUUAACAUUUGCGCCUCCCUCAAAAUAAAACUUUGUUUUUCGAUUGUCUGUACAAUAUUAUCCAUUUUCUAAAAACGUCCAAAAAUGACAAUGGAACGAAGCAAUUUCGGUCAGACUUUCCAUCAGUUGAGUGGCCCGAGUGUCGCUGUCUGCCUCUGUCACGAUAAGAGACGAGAAAUUUUUGUUUUUGGACGUGUGUACAGAAAAGACGUCGCGUCUCCUCGCAAAGGAGAACUGUCUACAUUCGUUGCUGCAGUAUUUGUGUUCUACUCUCGCUUGCUGUCAGGCUUAGUGAGGGUUCAAAUGUAGAAGGUGUCAGGCCAAAACCUCCAAUUUGGGUCAAUUAUUGAUCACGAGCGAUUGCGCAAUCAAGUGUUGAAGAUCGCUGGCUCUCUUUGAUGGCUCAAUGUUGAUUAUUUGAAUUUCAUUUUGGGAAGGUUUUUGUCAAUGGAUUUGGAGAUUCCGAAUCAUGUCAGCGACGUGAGUUUCUGUUGUUUUGGCGUUAGCAUUCGGCUAGCGGACGAAAGCAGUUUGUUUCAAAUUCCCGUCCUUGUGCCGUUUUGCGGUUUUCUUUUGACGGUAAACUUGGAGAGCUACAAAGCUCUUGAUUGAAGAGGAGGAAUUUUUCAUUGUUUCCAAGUUUCAGCUUAUUGUGAGGUGAAUUUGUGCUCGGCAACACUCGUACGUGGGCGCGUUGGCGUACCAAAGAGUUCAGCUGUCGGCAGUCGCCUUGCGACCUCCCAUCUUCAGGCGCAAAAAUGUCCACAGUCGGCGAGCUCACAAAGUUUGCCGAAUGUUUUUCUACAUUUUCUGCUUGCUGUCGUCUUUUUUUUUUUUUUGUUUUGUUUUUGUUUCCUUCUGUUCCGUUUGGGGAGUGUGGCCAACGUGCAUUUGCGAGAGUUACUUCAUGUAAAAGGAGUUGAAAGCAAAGUGUCAACAUUUUGGGGGUGAAGAUUCGAAGGCACCUUAUGGUGAUAUUGACUAUCUUUGUAAGAAGGAUGCUGUUAUUUUACAAUGAAAGACUUUGUGUGGUGAUCAAUAAUAACUUUAAAUACAUCUCAAUAAGUUUGAACUGACUGGCAGGUUGGUUUGUAUUUCAGCUGUGCAAUUUCACUCACUUUGACUCAGAAACGACGUAUUAAAACGUUUUGACAGUUUCCAUCCAG